AUCGUAAUUCUCUCGUCUUCUCCCCCUUCGCGAGGGAGCGUGUGCGACAAAGCGAAGCGGCCGAGCCAACGAGGUAGCGGCGAAGUAGGGCGCCGAAAGCCACCGCAAGCGGAAGCUCCGGCGGAAGGGAGGGCGGGCACCUCGAUUCGGCCUCACUUCCUCGUCAGAUCCCCGGAUCGACGACUCCGUCCUAUCGAUCUCCUGCCGGGUUUCGAUCUUGGAGCACGGGAGCAGACAGUGGUGACCUGGAGAUGAGCGUCGAGAGCCCCGGAGCAGUCCGAGGGUAGGGUUUUGGCUGCACGGGUCUGGCACUGGACCCCCAUCUAGGGUUCCGGAGGAGUUCCAUGGGAGAGGGGGGAGUCGCGUGUGCACCCUCGCAGCGUAUCAUGGAUCGCUUCCCGAUUCCGGAGUCACUCUGUGGGGGCAAAUACGUGGUUUCUUCGAAUUCCUUUAGGGCGGAGAAGAGCUCGAGGAAUGGCGAGAGGAAAGAUGAUGUCGAGAGGAAGGGUGAGUAUGGUGGUGAAAAAGAAAUGAAGCUGGAUAAGAAGGUGAAGAAGAUGGAGUUGGAGAAAGGAGAGCUUGUGCUGGAGAGGCAUCGGAAAGGGGAGUUGGAGGAAGGGGAGUUCCUUAAUGGCGAAUUGGAAAAGGAGGAGCUCCGAAAUGGUGAAGUGGAGAAGGGGGAGUUUGUUCCUAGGAAAUCACGGAAAAGUGACGUUGAGGUGGGAGAACGACGAAAGAGAGAUGAGGCGUCAAGAGAAGUUAUUUCAGAUCGACGGAGUAAAGUAGAGCUGGAAAGAGGGGAGUUUGUUCCAGAUAAAUGGAAGAGAACAGCAGAACCGGAGAAGACACAGACUCAGUCCAGCAGAGGAAGGAAGUUGGACAAAGACAAAAAUGAUGUACUGGAGAGAUUGCGGAAGCAUGCCCGGGAUUUUUCUCCAGAGAACAGUCACCGGAGAAGUGAUAGACACACAAGUGAUGCUGACUCCAGGAAGCGAUCAUCAUCCAGAUGGGAUGGCAGUGUCUCUGAUAGGGAUGCUAGGAAAUCAUCAGGCGAGGCUAAGCACGAUAGGCACCAUUCUAAUUUGCCUGAUCAUUCAGGAUCAAGGACUAGUUCUGCUAAUUCUGAGAGAUGCCGUAGAACUGAAUCCUCCUCUGCAUUCAAGGUCUUAUCUUCCAGCAAGUAUUCAUCUUCUAGAUUCACUGAUCCAUCUCUUUCUUCUGGAGGUACCCAUGAUCGCCACAGUCCGGGCCAUUCUGAGAAGUCACCAAAAGAGCGCAGCAGCCACUCUAAUAGCAAGGACCUUAGUCCUCGACGCACCAACCGGUCCCCACACGAGAAGAGUCGCCACUUUGAUCGUAGGGAUCGUACUCCAAGUCGUUCAAAUAGAUCUCCACGUCUACGAGUUCGUCACCAGGAUCACAGAGACCGAACUCCUGUGCGCUCAGUGCGGUCACCAAAUCCACAUGAUAUACGGCAUUCUGCAGAUCACCGAGAAUCAAGCAGGAAAAAUAAAGUCGGCGAAAAGCAUCAAUCUAGCAGAAAUGAUGAUAAAGUAGGAGGAAAGGAUCAUGGUGAAAAAGAUAUUACUAAUGGUAAGUCAAAUAAGAGUCAUGCAGACAGAAGUAGUGUUGAUAAACUCUGCAAGGAAAAGCUGUUACAUAAUUCAAAUAGGCAGUCUAGUGAAAUUCCGCCUCUGCCGCCUCUGCCACUACCUCCUCCUCCUCCACCUCCUCCACCUGCACUUCCUCCACCACCACUUUCUGCACCAGGAGGUUUUGAAGAUCCAUCAUCAAUGGAAGAGGAUAUGGAUAUAUCAGACACUCCACCACGUGACCCCAUCUCAUCUGAUAUUGAUGCAUGGAAAUGGUUUUAUCUUGAUCAUUUUGGUACUGAACAAGGGCCUUCGAAACUGGUUGAUCUCAAACAGCUAGUGGAUGACGGAUUCCUCCUUUCUGAUCAUCUGAUAAAGCACGCUGACAGUGAUAGAUGGGUUACCGUUGAGAAUGCAGUUUCCCCCUUGGCGCAGUUGAACAUUCCCUCCAUUGUUUCUGAUGUGGUAACCCAGAUGGUAAGUCCUCCAGAAGCCCCAGGGAAUUUGUUAGUUGAUGGUGCUGUUCUUUACCAGGAAACAUCCGGUUCUAUGCCUCUGCAACAAGCACUUCUUACUGAUGAACCUUCAAUUUUACCAGAAUUUAUUCAAGAUUAUCAUAUAGAUGAGAGGGUGAAAAUGUUGUUGGAUGGAUACAGUAUUAUAGAUGGAAAGGAGCUCGAGAUUAUAGGAGAAGCUCUGAAUGCGUCAUUUGAGCAUGUGGACUUGGAAAACUGGGGUCAAUCUGAAGGUUUCUCAAGAUUCAAGGCUCAAACGCCAUUCAUGUAUCCAAGAAAUGAGGUUGCUAGAGAUCAAGAAAAUUUCUCAACAGAAGUUACCGAAAUUAGGCCAGUUUUUGCAUCUUCUGAGAUGGAUCAUUUUGUUCCUGGUGGUAGCCAUAGUGAUUGGUUUGCUGGGAGGUGGUCUUGCAAAGGUGGUGACUGGAAGAGGAAUGAUGAUGUUAAUCUUGAGAGAUCUUACAGACGGAAACUUGUCAUCAAUGAAGGUUAUCCUCUUUGUCAGAUGCCAAAGUCUGGGAUUGAGGAUCCUCGUCGGCAAAAGAAGGAAGAUCUUUAUUAUCCUUCCCGGAGUAAAAGGCUUGAUCUGCCAGUUUGGAGUUUUUCAUCAGCAGAUGAUAAUAGUGAUAACAACAUUGAUCAAAGUAAAAAUGUAGUUAGUAGCAGAUCAGUCCAAACUAAACCUUUGCCUCCUAGGGGUACGAAGGGUAUACUUCUUCCUGUUGUCCGGAUAAAUACCUGUGUAGUAAAGGAUCAUGUUUCUUCAGAACCUUCUGGAAAGGUUAAAAGCAUUGAACUGCACCCUUCAAGAUCUUCACGAUCACACUCUAGUAGCGAAAGGAAUUCUCUUCGUGAAGGUUCCUCUCGGUCAAAGAAGUCGCAUGAACAUGACCAACAAAUUCUGCAACGAUGCAAGACUGUGCUCACUGUUCCCAGGGAUCGGAUUUGUACUGUCGAUGAUUUAUCUAUUGAUGCGGGUGAUUGGUUCUAUCUAGAUGGUGCGGGCUGUGAACAUGGACCUUUCUCAUAUUUGGAAUUGCAAGAGUUAGUUGGUAAAGGUACCAUAUUGGAGCAUAGCAGUGUCUUUAGGAAGAAUGACAAUACUUGGCUACCAAUUACUAAAAAACUGAAGUUUUCCGAAACUAUAAAUACUGAAGGUGGAGCAGGCACAUCCGCUGAAAAAGGUUGUUCUACUCUUGCUCAGUCAUUUCUAAACAGUGCUAGUAGCUCUUCUCAUUCACUUCAUAGCUCGCACCCUCAGUUUGUUGGGUUUACACGUGGUAAGCUGCAUGAACUUGUCAUGAGGUCAUAUAAGAACCGGGAGUUUGCUGCUGCUAUCAAUGAGGUUUUGGAUCCAUGGAUAAUUGCGAAGCAACCAAAGAAGGAAAUGGAUAAACAUUUUCCAUUUAACUCAUCUAUCACAAAAAGCUCUGCUGUUUUAGCUCAUGAUUUGUCAAGGGAUACUAGCUGGAAAUCAGAGGAUUUGUUGUAUCGUGAUGGAAAAAGAGCUCGAUUGCUCAUUGGAGAUAGUGAUGAGGACUCUGAAAUGGGGGAGGCUGUAAUUCCCAGUGAGAAGCUUGACUGCUCAUUUGAGGAGUUAUGUGGUGAAUGUGAUGUCUUUGCAGAUCUUGUUACUACUUCACAGGCAGAGAAUGAAAACUGGGGUCUGUUGAAUGGGCGCAUUCUUGCUAGAAUCUUUCACUUCCUAAAGAGUGAUAUGAAGUCUCUUGUCUACUCUGCUUCAACAUGUAAACAUUGGAAUACAUUGGUAAAUUUUUACAGAAAUAUUUGCAAACAUUUUGAUUUGUCCUCUGUUGGACCAAAGUGCACAGAUGCUAUCUUCCACUUGCUUAUGGGUGGUUGUGACAGGAAAAACCUUACGUCCAUCGGCUUAAUGAACUGUGUCAAUGUUACUGCCAGUGCUGUUGAAGAGGUCCUCCUGGUGUUUCCACACAUAUCUUUUAUUGACAUCAGUGGAUGCUGUCAGUUUAAAGAACUAAAAGUUAAGUAUCCAAACAUUAUGUGGAUAAGAAGAUCAGGUUCAGCUAAAAGUAAAAAUCUCGAGGAAUCUUAUUCAAAAACAAGAAGCCUAAGGCAGAUAACAGAAAAUUACUCAUUGUCAAGAACGUACCAGUUGUUGAAUGGCUAUCUGGAUGAUUCUGACGAUCUAGGAAAUUUUGCCACUGAUGAGCCAAAUUCCUUCAAUAGAAACAAUAUUUCAGGCCUCCAGUUCAAGCAAGGUUUUUACAAGCGACCCAAGCUACUUGAUGCUAGAAGGUCUUCAGAACUUCUAUCUAGGGAUGCACAGAUGAGACGCUGGUUGCAUAGAAAAUCUGAGAAUAGCUAUAAAAAGAUAGAGGAAUUUAUUGCCAAUAGUUUGAGGAGCAUCAUAAGAGGGAGCAAGUCCGAAAUCUUUAUGCCCAAAAUUUCAAAAAUUGAAGAUAGGAUGAGAAGUGGCUAUUAUGUUCGACAUGGCUUGAGCUCUAUCAAGGAUGAUAUUAGUCGGAUGUGCCGUGAUGUAUUUAAAUCAAAUAGACGGAAUGAUGGAGACAUGAAAAAGAUUAUCAUUUCCUUCCUUCAAUUGAUAAAGAAGUUGGACAACCCAAGGUUGAUCAGUGAAAGAGAUGAGAUGGGAAAGGCAGGAAAAGACAAUUCUGAUGCAGGAGCAUAUAUAUCUGAAAAAUACAAAAAGAAACAAAGCAGAACUUUGGGUGAAAUUAAGAGGAGUCUCUCCAAACUAAAGCAGAGAGCAAUGGAUUCUGAAAGUGAAACAUCAGAAGAGAAUGAAAAUGAUUUCUCUGAUGAAGAUGAAAGGGCUGACGAUGAAAGUACUGCUUCUGAUACAGAAAGUGACAUGGAAGUUCAUUCAGGAAAUUCAACAUGGGAGUCAAGAGGAGAUGAGUUCUGCAAAUUGGAGUCCAUUGAGUCAGUGGCAAUAGAUGACCGGGAAUGGGGUGCUCGCAUGACUAAAGCUGGUUUUGUUCCUCCUGUUACCAGAAAGUAUGAGAUCAUUGACAAAUAUCUUCUUGUAGCAGAUGAGGAGGAAGUACAAAGGAAAAUGCAAGUUGCAUUACCUGAUGAUUAUUCUGAGAAACUAUUAGUCCAAAAGAAUGGUAUUGAGGAGUCAGAUAUGCAAAUUCCUGAGGUUAAGGAAUACAAACCCAGAAAGUCUCUUGGAGUUGAAGUAAUAGAGCAAGAAGUAUAUGGAAUAGAUCCUUAUACGCAUAACCUCCUCUUGGAUUCUAUGCCAGAUGAACCAGAAUGGGUUCUUACAGAUAGACAUAAAUUUAUAGAAGAGUCUCUUCUCCGGACAUUGAAUAAGCAAGUCAGACAAUUCACUGGUGCUGGUAACACUCCAAUGGUUUAUCCUUUGCGACCUGUUUUAGAAGAAAUGCAAAUGAAUGCAGAGGAAGGAGGUGAUAGACGAACACUGAAAAUGUGCCAGGCCAUCCUAAAGGCUAUAAGGAGCCGUCCUGAUGAUAAUUAUGUUGCUUAUAGAAAGGGCCUUGGGGUUGUCUGUAAUAAGAAGGAAGGAUUUGAGCAAGAUGAUUUUGUUGUUGAGUUCUUAGGAGAGGUUUAUCCAGCCUGGAAAUGGUAUGAAAAACAAGAUGGUAUACGGUCCUUGCAGAAAAAUAAUCAAGAACCAGCACCUGAAUUUUACAACAUAUAUCUGGAGAGACCGAAGGGUGAUCGUGAUGGGUAUGAUCUUGUUAUUGUUGAUGCUAUGCACAAAGCAAAUUAUGCAAGCAGAAUUUGUCACUCAUGCCGACCUAAUUGUGAAGCAAAAGUUACAGCUGUUGAUGGUCAAUACCAGAUUGGUAUUUAUUCUCUAGGACCAAUUGGUUAUGGCGAAGAAAUCACCUUUGAUUACAACUCUGUGACAGAGAGCAAGGAAGAAUAUGAAUCCUCAGUUUGUUUGUGCGGUAGUCAAGUUUGCAGAGGCAGCUAUCUGAAUCUUUCAGGAGAAGGAGCAUUUGAGAAGGUUUUGAAGGAUUGCCAUGGAGUUUUAGACCGUCAUAAGCUAAUGCUAGAGGCUUGUGAUUCCAAUUUUGUCUCCCAAGAUGAUUAUGUUGACCUAGGAAGGGCUGGUCUGGGACCUUGUUUGCUUGACGGAUUACCUAAUUGGCUUGUUGCCUACUCAGCUCAUCUGGUGAGGUUUAUCAACUUUGAGAGGAAAAGACUUCCGGAUGAAAUUUUAAAGCAUAACCUAGAGGAAAAGAGGAAAUUUUUUUCAGAUAUAUGUCUUGAGGUUGAGAAGAGUGAUGCUGAGUUACAGGCUGAGGGUGUAUAUAAUGCAAGGCUUCAGAAUAUUGCACUCACUCUUAAUAAGGUAAAGUAUGUUAUGAGGUGCGCAUUUAAGGAUGCAAAGAAAGCUCCACCUCCGAUUGAAAAAUUCUCGGCAGAAGGCAUGGUUUCAGUCCUUUGGAAAGGGGAGGGUUCCUUGGUCGAGGACUUGCUACAUUCCAUGGCACCUCAUGUAGAGCCAAAUGUACUUAGCGACCUAAAAUCCAAGAUUCAAGCCCAUGAUCCAUCUGGUUCCGAUAACAUCGAGAAUGCAAUCCGCAAGUCUUUAUUAUGGUUGAGGGAUGAAUUGCGAAAUCUUCCAUGCAGCAAGAAGUGUCGGCAUGAUGCUGCUGCAGACUUGAUUCAUAUAUAUGCUUACACAAAAGUGUUCUUUAAGAUCCGGGACUACAAGUCUGUUACAUCUCCCCCAGUCUACAUCAGCCCUCUGGACUUGGGUCCCAAAUAUGCCGAUAAGAUGGGGUCAGGUUUCCAGGAAUUUUGCAAGACCUACGGCGAGAAUUAUUGCCUGGGCCAGUUGAUCUAUUGGUACAGCCAGAUGAAUGCUGACCCAGAGUGUCGACUAGCGAGAGCUCGCAAAGGUUGCUUAUUGCUGCCCGAUAUCUCUUCCUACUACACAAAGUCCCAAAAGCCAUUGCGUGAACAUUACAGCCUUCGGACUGUACGGUUUAUGAUGUCGCGGAUGGAGAAAGAGCCACAGCGGCCAUGGCCAAAAGAUCGAAUAUGGCUUUUCAAGAGCAACCCUAAAUUUUUUGGCAGUCCGAUGCUGGACGCUGCCCUCAAUAAGUGUCCAUUAGACAAGGAGAUGAUGCACUGGCUCAAGACCAGGCCGGCAGUGUUUCAAGGCUGACAGACCAAGCGUGCAGCAACAACAUGCUUCUAUAGUCCUCACGACAUUCCUGGUGCGUCCAUUGACAAAAUUCUUUUGUUCUCUCUCACAUAGAGCCCACCUUCUUUUAGCUUGUGGAGAGUUUGCCCUUUUGUUUGAAGUAGCAUUUCCCCACAUGUACAGCUUCCUCAGCUUGUAAUUUGUAUUGAUUAUUUAGGAUAGCUCAUCAUUGAUCCAAUGUAGAAAAAAAAAUCUCUUUAAAAAAAAAAACCUGUUUCUUUUGCUAGUUCCUGGAGCUGCUGUGCUGACACAUUGUACAGAUAUUGAUGAUAUGUAGCAUGCAAUCACCAUAUGGCAAGUUCUUGUGCCUUGUUUCUUUC
Zingiber officinale is the source of this 7618-nucleotide messenger RNA. RefSeq names its product histone-lysine N-methyltransferase ATXR3-like. Gene Ontology annotation, molecular function: protein binding. The transcript is spliced from 21 exons. Lineage: Eukaryota; Viridiplantae; Streptophyta; Magnoliopsida; Zingiberales; Zingiberaceae. The coding region runs from base 345 to 7259 and encodes 2304 amino acids. The record is from RefSeq and is a predicted model, not a curated record.